UGCUCCUCCUUCCUGCAAAACAAACCGAUUUCCGUAACCGCUGGCGAUAGAUUCCGUACACUUCGUAGAGAAACACAGAGGAAGCGGAGGUCUGGGUUAUCGGGUCUAGAUCCGGCGAGCCCAUGGCGAGUCAUAGAGUUCAUCUUGUAUGGAUCUCAUUGCUUGCUCUCUUUUCCGUUCAUGUCCGUUGCUUCUACCUCCCCGGUGUCGCUCCGGAGGAUUUCCAAAAGGGGGAUCAAUUGUUGGUGAAAGUGAAUAAACUGACCUCAACAAAAACACAACUUCCUUAUUCCUACUAUUCCCUCCCCUAUUGCCAUCCAGAGCGCAUUGUUGACAGUGCAGAGAAUCUUGGGGAAGUCCUUCGUGGUGAUCGCAUAGAAAAUUCUCCUUAUGUGUUUAAAAUGAGAGAACCACAAAUGUGCAAUGUUGUUGGUCGUGUAGUACUUGAUAAGAAAAAAGCCAAGGCAUUCAAGGAGAAGAUAGAAGAUGAGUACCGAGUGAACAUGAUUUUAGACAAUCUUCCUCUAGUUGUUCCCUUUCGAAGGUCUGAUCAGGACCCUGUAGUGUAUCAACAUGGCUUUCAUGUUGGUCUCAAGGGACAGUAUGCGGGAAGGAAGGAAGAAAAGCAUUUUAUCCAUAAUCAUUUGACAUUUACUGUCAAGUUUCACAAAGACCCGCAGACAGAUUCUUCAAGGAUUGUUGGGUUUGAGGUUAAACCAUUCAGUGUUAAACAUGAGUAUGAGGGUCAAUGGAAGGAGAAGACCACCCGUUUAAUAACUUGUGAUCCCCAUGCCAAACGUGCUGUCACCAACUCUGAUUCUCCUCAAGAAGUUGAUGAUAAGAAGGAGAUUAUAUUUACAUAUGACGUUGAGUUCCAGGAAAGUGAUAUAAAGUGGGCAUCUCGUUGGGAUACAUAUCUUCUAAUGGCUGAUGACCAGAUCCAUUGGUUCUCAAUUGUUAAUUCUUUGAUGAUUGUUCUUUUCCUGUCGGGAAUGGUGGCCAUGAUCAUGUUGCGGACUCUUUACAGGGAUAUUUCCAAGUACAACCAACUUGAAACCCAAGAAGAAGCCCAGGAAGAGACAGGGUGGAAACUGGUUCAUGGGGAUGUUUUCAGACCUCCCACAAACUCAGACUUACUUUGUGUCUAUGUUGGAACUGGGAUUCAGUUUUUUGGAAUGAUUCUUGUCACCAUGAUCUUUGCUCUUCUGGGAUUUUUGUCCCCCUCAAACCGAGGUGGGUUGAUGACUGCCAUGCUUCUACUCUGGGUAUUCAUGGGGCUGUUUGCAGGAUACUCCUCGGCUCGUCUUUAUAAGAUGUUCAAGGGAACAGAAUGGAAGAAAAUUACUUUAAAAACAGCCUUUAUGUUCCCUGCCACUGUCUUUGCCAUUUUCUUUGUUUUGAAUGCUCUGAUAUGGGGCCAAAAAUCCUCUGGUGCUGUGCCAUUUGGAACCAUGUUUGCUUUGGUACUCUUGUGGUUUGGUAUCUCAGUCCCGCUAGUGUUUGUGGGUAGCUAUAUUGGGUUUAAGAAGCCAGCAAUGGAGGAUCCAGUGAAAACUAAUAAGAUUCCACGACAAAUCCCAGAGCAGCCCUGGUACAUGAACCCAGCCUUCUCUAUCCUAAUAGGAGGCAUACUUCCGUUUGGGGCUGUCUUUAUUGAGCUCUUUUUCAUCCUUACUUCAAUAUGGUUGCAUCAGUUCUAUUACAUAUUUGGCUUCCUCUUCAUUGUUUUCGUCAUUCUUAUCAUCACCUGUGCUGAGAUCACAAUUGUGCUCUGCUACUUCCAGCUUUGCAGUGAGGAUUAUUUAUGGUGGUGGAGAUCAUACUUGACUUCGGGUUCCUCUGCACUUUAUUUAUUCCUCUAUGCCGCCUUCUACUUCUUUACAAAGCUUGAAAUCACAAAACCGGUGUCUGGGGUUCUGUACUUUGGAUACAUGUUGAUUGUUUCAUAUGCCUUCUUUGCGCUGACUGGUACAAUUGGUUUCUAUGCAUGCUUCUGGUUCACAAGGCUCAUCUAUUCCUCAGUGAAGAUUGAUUGAGUAAUCUCUGUUGCAACCAAAUGAAAAAUGGUCAGUUUGUUUCUUAAUGGAGGAUGCUGAACUGUCGUUGCAGGGAUUAGAAAUGCAAGGUUUCCCCACUCUAUUGACUUUAGAUUACCUCCUGGGUUCAGUUUUGAAUGUUUGAUUAUAGAAAUUGUUACUUCUUAGCCUCUUUUACUACAGUUUCCUUGACAGUUACUAGUUCUUUUUUACCUUUUUUAACUUUAUCAAUUUGUAUGAGAUGACCUUGGGGAGGAUUGAUAAGCAGUCUUAUCCAUGGCUGUUCCAGAAAUUUAAGGGAUUUCUUGUAACACUGUUUGCUUCUUAGUAACCAAAAUUCUGUUAUUAAAAGAUUUCAUCAUCUGUGUUGCAGUUGGGAAAUAAAAGAAAUAUUCUGAG
This is a messenger RNA of Rubroshorea leprosula, 2435 nucleotides long. Lineage: Eukaryota; Viridiplantae; Streptophyta; Magnoliopsida; Malvales; Dipterocarpaceae. The record is from the annotation of a GenBank genome assembly.